AUGGAUGCAUUUGCUGGAGGCAAAUCGAGACGAGGCAUGGCCGAAAAUGAGGUAAGAUCGGCAUUUAAAUCGCUCAAAUGUGGUCAAAAGGCGGGGCCUGGCCUGGCCUGGUCUGGCAUUUCGGCAUCAGCGCGGCAGUAUCGAUCGUUCCAACGUCACGCCAGCAGGUCAUGGCGUGCUGGCGUGAUGGGCUUGUGCCUCAGCGCCGGGACAGAUGACGGUGAUGUCGCCGCUCACGCGAUUCAGACCUUCAGCGACGUCGCCGGCUCGCCAAAAGUGGUCGUUGAGGCUGCGGCUGGGGAUCUGAAGAAGGGAGAAUGA
This is a messenger RNA of Protopolystoma xenopodis, 321 nucleotides long. NCBI's taxonomy places the organism in Eukaryota, Metazoa, Platyhelminthes, Monogenea, Polystomatidea, Polystomatidae. The record is from the annotation of a GenBank genome assembly.